This is a messenger RNA of Diaporthe batatas, 690 nucleotides long. Its product is annotated as ubiquitin. The transcript has a single exon. NCBI's taxonomy places the organism in Eukaryota, Fungi, Ascomycota, Sordariomycetes, Diaporthales, Diaporthaceae. Gene Ontology annotation, cellular component: nucleus; cytoplasm. Gene Ontology annotation, biological process: protein ubiquitination; modification-dependent protein catabolic process. The record is from RefSeq and is a predicted model, not a curated record. Gene Ontology annotation, molecular function: ubiquitin protein ligase binding; protein tag activity. Bases 1 to 690 code for a protein of 229 amino acids.
AUGCAGAUCUUCGUCAAGACCCUCACCGGCAAGACCAUUACCCUCGAGGUCGAGUCCUCGGACACCAUCGACAAUGUGAAGUCCAAGAUCCAGGACAAGGAGGGCAUCCCCCCUGACCAGCAGCGCCUUAUCUUUGCCGGCAAGCAACUCGAGGACGGCCGCACCCUCUCCGACUACAACAUCCAGAAGGAGUCUACCCUCCACCUCGUCCUCCGUCUUCGUGGCGGUAUGCAGAUCUUCGUCAAGACCCUCACCGGCAAAACCAUCACCCUCGAGGUUGAGUCCUCCGACACUAUCGACAACGUCAAGUCCAAGAUCCAGGACAAGGAGGGUAUCCCCCCUGACCAGCAGCGUUUGAUCUUUGCUGGAAAGCAACUUGAGGACGGGCGAACCCUCUCCGACUACAACAUCCAGAAGGAAUCCACGCUUCACCUGGUCCUCCGCCUCCGUGGUGGAAUGCAGAUUUUCGUCAAGACCCUGACGGGAAAGACAAUCACGCUUGAGGUCGAGUCAUCAGACACGAUUGACAACGUUAAGUCCAAGAUUCAAGACAAGGAGGGCAUUCCACCAGACCAGCAGCGUCUCAUUUUCGCUGGCAAGCAGUUGGAAGAUGGCCGGACACUGUCUGACUACAACAUCCAGAAGGAGUCAACGCUGCACUUGGUGCUUCGUCUCCGUGGUGGCGAGUAA